Messenger RNA from Ictalurus furcatus (blue catfish), 5491 nucleotides. RefSeq names its product transglutaminase 2, like (gene tgm2l). The record is from RefSeq and is a predicted model, not a curated record. Gene Ontology annotation, molecular function: protein-glutamine gamma-glutamyltransferase activity. Gene Ontology annotation, biological process: peptide cross-linking. Lineage: Eukaryota; Metazoa; Chordata; Actinopteri; Siluriformes; Ictaluridae. The transcript has 13 exons. Bases 504 to 2567 code for a protein of 687 amino acids.
UGUAGGAUUCAGCAAGCAGGAUGUUGUAAAUAUACCCAAAACCUGAUUUCUUUUUUUCACUUUUAAAAAAUAAAUAUUUACUUGAAUUUUUAUUAAUGUGCCCAUUCACACCCACCCACCCACCCACACACACACACACACACACACACACACACACACACACACACACACACGCACACACAGACAUACAGACACACAUUCUUUAAAUGUGUGUGUGAUGUCAGAGGCCAUAAAGGAGUGGAUGUGUGUGUGUGUGUGUGUGUGUGUGUGUGUGUGCGUGUGUGUGUGUGCGUGUGCGCGCGCACACUGACACAGAGUCAGUGAGAGAGAGAAAAAGGGAGAGAUUGUGUCAGAGGGGUGGGCUCUCGUGCAUUAUAUAAAUUCAGGGUCCUGAUGAAGGUAUAUGUAUUAAAGGGAAGAAAACUUCUCUAGGCUGUGUUGUAGAACUUAACGAAGCAUUAUUGCAUCAAGAGUUUUUCCUGGAGUAAUACACAAGUCUGACAAUGGCCAAUCACAAAGCUGUAUUUCAAGGUGUGGACCUGCAGUGCAAAGUGAAUAACCGUGCCCACCACACAGAAGAAAUAGGCACGAAGCGGCUGGUUGUGCGUCGAGGACAGCCCUUCUCUAUGUUCCUGUAUUGUACAGAUUCCCCUCCACUGCCUCCAAACCACCAGCUCACUCUGGUCCUCAACCUGGGUGCACGGGGGAAGGUGGUUAUGAGGGUGUCAGGUUCGAGAACAGAUCAUGGUCAGUGGUGGUUCAGUCAGCAAGUUGCUCAAAGUGAGGUGUUGCUGAGGGUCCAUAGCCCUGCUGAUGCCCCUGUGGGUCAGUACAGCAUUACUGUGCUCUUGCUCUCUUCUGAGGGACACAUCCUAGAGCAGAGUUCCCCUCAUACUUUUUUCCUGCUCUUCAACCCCUGGUGUAAAGCCGACUCUGUGUAUUUGCCUGAUGAUGAGCUUCUUUGGGAGUACAUCCUAAACGAUAAUGGCAUCCUGUACCAGGGCUCCUGGGACCAAAUCACCACUCAACCCUGGAACUUUGGACAGUUUGAAGAAGAUGUGAUGGACAUCUGCUUUGAGGUACUGGAUAACUCCCCUGCUGCCUUGAAGAACUCUGAGAUGGAUAUCACUAAAAGAGCAGACCCUGUUUAUGUUAGUAGGACAAUUACUGCAAUGGUAAAUGCAAACGAUGACCGUGGAGUGAUAUUUGGGCGCUGGGAUGGUGAGUACAGCGAUGGUGUGGCCCCUACACGGUGGACUGGCAGUGUUCCCAUCCUGAGACGCUGGAGUGAGGGAGGGGCCCAGAGGGUGCGUUAUGGCCAAUGUUGGGUUUUCUCCGCUGUAGCCUGCACAAUUCUUCGCUGUUUGGGCAUUCCAACUAGAUGUGUCACAAAUUUCAGCUCAGCUCAUGACACUGAUGGCAACAUCAAUGUGGAUUGCCUGUUUAAUGAGCAGCUGGAGGGUGUAUCCGAGGGCAGGAAUGACAUGAUCUGGAAUUUCCAUUGUUGGGUAGAGUCCUGGAUGAACAGAGAGGAUCUCCCAGAAGGUUAUGAUGGAUGGCAAGUACUUGACCCAACCCCUCAGGAAAGGAGUGAUGGUGUAUACUGUUGUGGACCAUGUCCAGUGAAAGCGGUGAGAGAGGGUGAGGUGGGGAUGAAAUAUGAUGCACCAUUUGUGUUCUCUGAGGUGAACGCAGACAUGGUCUACUGGAUUGUUCAUCCAGAUGGGGAGAGAACACGAGUGUCGGUGAACCACACGACUGUGGGAAGAAACAUCAGCACUAAAAGUGUUUAUGGAGACUACAGGGAAGACAUCACUGCUAACUACAAAUACCCUGAAGGUUCCAUAAUGGAGCGAAAGGUCUAUGAAAAGGUAGGGAAACGAGUGGUGAGACAAAAUGGACACCCUGGCAAGCUGGAGCUGUCUAUCAAGCAUGCCCAGGCCAUUCAUGGAACAGACUUCGAUGUAAUUGUGGAGGUGCAUAAUGUUGGUGGAGAAGACACGCCUGCUCAGCUCACGGUCACAUCCAAUGCUGUCACAUACAACAGUCUCCAUCGAGGAGAAUGUCAAAGGAAAACUGCCCAACUCAGAGUGCCAGCAAAGAAAGCUCAUAAAGAAGUCAUGAGGCUUCGGUACGAUCAUUAUGGAGCAUGUGUAUCAGAGCAUCACCUGAUCAGAGUCACAGCACUCCUGAAAACCAGCAGCGAGCAAAAUGCCAUCCUGCAAGAGGUCAACAUACCCUUAAAAAUGCCCGAGCUCCAUAUCAAGAUGAUUGGAGAAGCAAUGGUAUCACGUAAACUGACAGCACGCAUCUCCUUCACGAACCCACUGCCUAUCACUUUGACAAGAGGGGUGUUUACAGUGGAGGGCGCGGGGCUAACAGAAGCACAAGAGAUCCAGGCUCCUGUUAAUAUUGGACCUGGCCAGGAUGUUGUAGUGAAAUUCUCCUUUAAACCCAUUCGAGCUGGGCUGAGGAAGCUGCUGGUUGACUUUGACUCAGAUAGACUGAGAGACGUCAAGGGUGAAGCCACUAUAAUUGUUCAGAAGAAAAGAUAUGACAAUGCUUAAACUUCUCAAACACAUGGCUCAGUACAAUUCAAUUGAUGCAUGAAAUCAGAAACUUAUUGUACAAGAAUAUCCACAAUAUCUGGAUUUAUAUAUAUAUCUAUCUAUCUAUGUAUCUUUGUUUUAUCAAUGAAGUAUACCUGUAGCUUGUAGAAUUUCUGCUUAAAACUAAAAUGAUAUUUGUUUCUGUAUAUAAAGCACAAUUCUGUGGACAAUUCUUUGCCCUUCAUGAAUACAAAACUUUGAUUUAAUUUGCUUUUAAAUAAAAUAUUCACUUAUAGGGAAAGCUUGAACUAAAGUGAAUUUAUGCCUGGGGAAAAAAUAGGUUUGGGCUAAAGCAAUAAGCAUCAUAUAGUAUGUUGCUUAGAAAGAAAGUAAUGCUUUGGACUAUUUGUGUUACUAAUAUUGUUCAAUAAAACACACACAUACAUUACAGAGACAGAUCAGUAAAACUUGGGGAGUGAUUGAUAAUACCCUGGACACCAUACAUUCAUUGGAAUUCUGUUUCAUUGCAUUCUCAUUGAAUCUCCACAGUCCAUGAGUACAGAUUAAGACUACAGAUUGAGAAGUGAAUAGUAAUCUUAUUGUUUCAUUAUGAUUUUAUGUGAAAUGUAUUAUAUCUGUUGUUUAUGAGUGAUUAUAUAUGAGUCAGCGCUUGCACUUCUUUGAUCUACUCUGCAUCUCUUCCUCCUUAUCACAUCUGUGGAACUUUCUGUUGGUUUUACUGUUUCAUGUUCAAUAAAUGUUGUUUUGUUGAACCAUUUUGCCUUGUGUUUUCACUUAGAUUUUGUCUCAAACCCACUCUUUUUUUUCAAAUGUAAGACACUCUUGGGAAAAAGAAAGUACACCCUCAUUCAAUUCUAUGUUGUUAGUUAUAAGGGCCUAAAUAACAAAUGUUCUUGAGAGAGCUGUGCAUAAUUGAAUGCCCUCAAACAUCAGUGAACUGAAGCAAUGUUGUAAUAUUGUUCUUAUUUUCUCCACACCUGGUUUCUGAAUGUUGGUUAACUUUUUGUUGAAAAAAUUCCUGCAUUUUGAAAUUUUUGAGUUUUUAUUUUGUUGUUGACUGAGGUUUAUAGAAGUUGUUGAGGACCACAAAUUUAUUAGUUUAUUUAUUAGUUAUUUAGGCAAUGAUACCUAAAACACAGAAUUGAGGGAGGGUGUACUUUCUUUCCCCAUGACUGUACAUUGCUGUGGCCCCUGUGUGAGUAUUUUAGACCAAAAUUUGUUUGUUAUAAUGAAAGUCUAGAUUUGGUAUAAGACAUGACAACAUAUUUGAAUCACAUUUUCCAUACAUUUACAGUGUCUUUAUUUUGUCUGUACUUUUUCAGUUCUUGGUGAAAGAGUGAUGAGGUAGAUUGGACCUUUCUAAACGAGGAAAGCAGAGUGGUGUUACUCUAUACAUGAAUGAACAGAUGAAUGAAUGAAUGAAUGAAUGUGUUCUAAACAGAUACAAAUACAGAUACGAACAGGGGAUGCACUAUUCAUUUAUUGCUUUAGAAAGCUCACCAGAAAGGUACACAUGGUAUCUGCUUGAAACUGGAGGAACCUGGGAUUCCAUGGGAUGCAGCAAAAAUGUUGCAUGAAUGGGAGGUUUUUGUCCAUGUGAGCAGUCAGAUAUGAAGCUUGCGGAUCAAAGAAAGAUCACGUUCGCUAACGUUUAAUUAGGCUAGUAGUGUAUUUAGUUUUUGGGAAAUAGUACCAAUUAAAUUUGUUAGUAAAAAUUGCAAGCAGAUGCAAACAAAAAUAAUAAUUGUGCAAGUAGGAUUUAAAAAAGCAUUCCCCUGCAAAUCUCUAGUUGAGACCCAUUAUGAACUCGAGUGAUGUAGCUGAGGUUGAGGACCUGUCAGAACCAGAAUUCACAGACCAUGCUAGUGCUGCCAUUUCUAAAUCUGAUUUUUUUUUUCUUUCAAUGUUUUCCAGUUUUUCUGGGGGAUAGCUCUAGAGUUCAUUUUGGGUUUAUGUAGGGUAGGGUUUAUUUUUAAACCAAAAAAAGAAAAGAAAAAAAAAGAUACAGAUAGCGCCACUGUGGAGCUCAAAGACAAAAGGGCAGGAACAAGGGUGUCAGUGAGGAAGAAGGGAGAGAGGGUGUGCUGUGCUCCAUUUGUUUUCCUAGAAAUAAUAUUAAAUGUUUCUGAUUUUUUUUGUCCAGACUAUCAGUGCUUAAAAGUGGAACUAAUGGUCCAUAUAAAAUCAUAAAAAAAUGGGUGAGGUUUGGGAUCUAUACUCUCUCUGUGCUGCUAAUGAGAAACAUAAACAGAGCAAGAAAAGAGCGUGCGUGGACCCAAGUGGCUGACUCUGAGACAUGCACCACAUUGUGUAUUUCAAUGUGUGUGUGUGUGUGUGUGUAGGAGUGACGUGUAACACUUAUCCAGCAUCUGCUUCUGCUCCUGUGGAGGAACAGUGGAAACACACUGCACAAUACAAUAUAUUAUUCGUUUAAUAUCGUGUAAUAUAUUGUUAUUACAAUAUAUUAAAAAAUUAAGCAGAAUAUUAUUAUCAUGGACACUUCGAAAUUGGGAGGGAAAUAAAUUUGGGAGGCAGCUAAGCUAUUAGUCUGUUUCAUGUGAAUUCAAAUUAUUGAUCAAUACAGCAUUUAAGUGAACUCAGGUCAUUUGUGGGCUGUUGUGAGUUACCAUGAAAUGAGUUUAACUUCUUGUUAGCUAAAUAAUAUUGAGGCUAGUCUGCUACUAAAAUGAUUGAGAGAGCGCAUGUCAGUCAUUACUCAGCUACAUUUCUCAGCUACAUUCUACAAGUGUCUAGCUAUAUCUGCAACUCAGUUGUUUUUUUUUUGACUGUUACUGUUUUACUGUUAUGUGGGGAAUGAGACAUCAUCUCUAAACUGUAAUGGGUUCUUACUCGUUUGUAGCAUACUUUACAAUAAGCUGAAACAUGUUUUACUGUUUCAGGAAUCCAGAGCUAACACUGGC